Molecule: messenger RNA, 636 nt
Organism: Paraglomus brasilianum
Lineage: Eukaryota; Fungi; Glomeromycota; Glomeromycetes; Paraglomerales; Paraglomeraceae
Source: the annotation of a GenBank genome assembly
AUGGCAACGUAUUCGCCUCCAAACACUGGUUAUUAUGACCCUAACUCAAACGGUUCUUCCAAUAAACCGACCGUGGUUAAACUUGACAAACCUGCAGUUCACUCGACCAUGGCUGAACUUAACAAACCUGCAGUUCACCCGACCAUGGUUGAAUUUAACAAACCUGCAGCAGUUCACCCGACCAUGGUUGAAUUUAACAAACCUGUAGUUCAUCCGACCAAUCCGCAGGCGACGGUUGUUCCUGUAUAUAACAAUUUCCCAGGCGCUAAUUCCCAGGCGGUUGAUCCUGUAUAUAACAAUUUUCUCCCAGGCGCUAAUUCCCAGGCGGUUGAUCCUGCAACGGGAAUACCAUACAUGGUUGUAACAACGCGAAGAGAAGGAUGCACAUGCAGUUGGGAAAUGGCUGUCUCAAUAGCUGCUAUUCUGCUAAUUUUGGUCGGAAGUGUACUGUUGGGCGUUGGACUAUCAAAUUGCGCUUACUAUUGUUAUCUGGAAGAUUAUAACAUGUAUUGUUCUGGUAUUGCGCUUUUGUGUAUAGGAAUUGUUAUGGGUAUAAGUGUCAUAGUUGCAUUUUUGGUUCGUCGCAAUCGGGUAACCACCACAACUAUGCAGCCGUUUCGACAAUAUCAACCAUAG